Molecule: messenger RNA, 1276 nt
Organism: Cucurbita moschata (crookneck pumpkin)
Lineage: Eukaryota; Viridiplantae; Streptophyta; Magnoliopsida; Cucurbitales; Cucurbitaceae
Exons: 5
Coding region: 25-966 (313 amino acids)
Source: RefSeq, a predicted model, not a curated record
UCGAUUUCAAGUGCGAAGAUGUGAAUGGAGAUCAAUCAAAAUAUCUCCAUUCCCCACUUGUUGAGCUUCCAAAUAAAUAUCCUGCCCCCCCAUUUCUCUUUCUCCAUCACUCCAAUGGCGCUUUCCGCGAUCUCCCCGCUUCCACUGGCCGUUUCCUUAGGGUUCCACCGCCUUCAUUGUCCGACCACGGUGGGUCGUCGCUUUUCCUACCCUCGUGCUUCUUUGAGCUCUUCGUCUUCCGAAUCAAAAUCAGCGAAAGCAUCGUCGCCCAGUGAUGGCGUUAGUUCCUCCAAUGGAACUUCAACGCCCUUGGUUGAACCCUCCAGAGCUGCGGACUCGAAUUUCAGUUACGCGUAUGCUAACCCUAGUGGUGGUGGUGGUGCGUUUCUUCCGAUUAUUAGGUUUAUGGGAUCCGCUGAAUCCUCAAUUGAGAGGGUUAUUUUUGACUUCCGUUUCUUGGCACUGCUUGCUGUUGGAGGUUCACUGGCUGGUUCACUCUUGUGCUUUCUCAAUGGCUGCGUUUAUAUUUGUGAUGCAUAUAAAGUUUACUGGUCAAGCUGUGUCAAAGGUAUCCAUACUGGACAGAUGGUUCUGCGACUAGUUGAAGCUAUCGAUGUGUAUCUUGCUGGAACCGUCAUGUUAAUCUUUGGGAUGGGUCUAUACGGUUUGUUUAUCAGCAAUGUGUCUCCUGAUGAACUUCCUCCUGUUGAUCGUGCCCUGAAAGGGUCCUCACUGUUUGGAAUGUUUGCCUUGAAGGAGAGGCCAAAAUGGAUGAAAAUUAGCUCUCUUGAUGAGUUGAAAACAAAAGUGGGACAUGUUAUUGUGAUGAUUCUUUUAGUAAAAAUGUUCGAGAGAAGCAAGAUGGUAACGAUAGCCACCGGUCUUGAUCUACUGAGUUAUUCGGUCUGCAUUUUUCUGUCAUCUGCUUCUUUAUACAUCCUCCAUAAUCUACACAGGCCAGAAUAGGAAUGCAAAGUCAAGAUAUGCCAGGGAAGAGCAUAUUAUUGCCUUCAUAAAUCCCCUAAAUGAAAUUUACCAUAUGAGCCAUAUAUAUUUGUUUGGUUUUGGUUGCUCUUCUUUCCUGUAAUGUCUGUUUAAGUGCUGAAUUCAUUGUUUUCUGUCAAAAAAUUUCUAGUAGCAGAAAAUAUUGCAGUUUCCUUUAGGGAUAAUUGCAGUGUGUAUAUUAUAUUGUAGUAAAAUGCUAAUGUGUAUAUAUUUUCAGAGGUAUAAACAAGACUGCUUAUUAUACUCAUGGUUUAAUCAUUUGUUAAGUGAA